AACGGUGAUGCAAUUCCUAAACGAAGGACCGAUAAUAACGGUUCAUUCAACUCAGACGUAGUACUACGUAAAUAAAAUACUCCGUAUCAGUGAAUUGAGAAAUCUGGCUCCACCGGAGUUGGAUGCUACCAGAAUACCUCCGUCAGAGCGUGUCUGUUACGAAGCCAUCUCGAACUCUGGUCCUGGGAAAAAUAAAACUUUCUGCUGCGCGAUCAGAAUACCCCCAAACGUGGGAAUGAGGAGGAACCGAUACAUUUGAAGCAUGAGACUUCGGAAGACACCGAGGAAACCAUCUCCAAGCUCAUUUUCAAUUUUGAAGUUAAGAGAGCAUAUGCGGGUACACAACAACCAGACUCCUCUGAAAUGCACAAUGAGGACCCUUCACAAUCUAUGGAAGCAGAUUUGUCGAACGAUGAAUUCGACACUCCUUCAAGAAAUAUUCCAUCAGGACAAGAACUAUUGGAUCACUUGGUUGAGAUCAAAAUUGCUUCCAUUCCAAAGAGGAGGAGCACUCGUCGUCGAUCCAAGGCGGCAUAUGUUCCACAUUAUUUGUUGGGUUCCCUAGCGUAUUAUAUUUUCAUUUCGGCGCCUUUUCUUUUCUUGUUUUGUUCCUUUUCCUUCUCUUUUUCCGUUUUAUUUUCAUCUUUUCCUUGCAUUGUACUUUUUUCUAUUAUCAACAAAAUUACGUCUUUCCGAAAAAAACUAAUCACCACUAUGGAAUACGGACGAAAAAUCAACAUCUAUUGGAGUACUAAUUUGUGUUCAUAUUUUGGUUUAUGUGCUUAUUGUUGUAAUAGUUAUUAAUUAUUAAUAGGGCUAAUUAUAU
Messenger RNA from Cuscuta europaea, 826 nucleotides. The record is from the annotation of a GenBank genome assembly. NCBI's taxonomy places the organism in Eukaryota, Viridiplantae, Streptophyta, Magnoliopsida, Solanales, Convolvulaceae.